Molecule: messenger RNA, 1348 nt
Organism: Tyto alba (common barn owl)
Lineage: Eukaryota; Metazoa; Chordata; Aves; Strigiformes; Tytonidae
Gene: OARD1
Product: O-acyl-ADP-ribose deacylase 1
Exons: 7
Coding region: 288-743 (151 amino acids)
Biological process (GO): peptidyl-glutamate ADP-deribosylation
Source: RefSeq, a predicted model, not a curated record
AGGCGGGGAGGAGGAGGAAGGCGGGGGUGGGGAGGAGGAGGGGCAGCCCGGGCUGCCCGCGGCCCAUCUGUCAGCAGGGGCGGCGGGGAGGCUCGCCCGCUCCCCCCCGCUCGAAGGCGGGGCCCUGCUGCUCCCGUCCCAGCGGCCCCUCACCGCCGAGGCCUGUCCCCGCCACGGGAGGCCAACCCCGCCGCGCACUCCCCCCAGCUGCCGCCUCCUCCUCCUCCUCCUCUUCCUCCUCCGCCGGCCCCACGCCCGCACCUCCCGCCACAGGAGCUCACGUUACCAUGGCCACCCACUUCUCCAAGGAUCAUGAGGAGAGAAUCAAGUGUGUUAAGGGGGACCUUUUCUCAUGUCCCCCAACGGACUCGUUGGCUCAUUGCAUCAGCGAAGACUGUCGUAUGGGUGCAGGCAUAGCUGUUCUUUUUAAGAAAAAGUUUGGAGGCGUACAAGAGCUGUUGGAUCAACAAAAGAAAACUGGGGAUGUGGCAGUCCUCCGAAGAGAGGACCGAUACAUUUACUACCUGAUUACAAAGAAGAAGGUUUCUCACAAACCAACAUAUGAGACUAUGCGAAAGAGUUUAGAAGCCAUGAAAGCUCACUGUCUGAACAAUGGAGUUACUGACAUUUCCAUGCCUAGGAUUGGAUGUGGACUUGACCGCCUGGAUUGGAAUAAAGUUUCAGAAAUACUUGGGGAAGUAUUUGAAGACACAGAUAUAAAGAUCACAGUUUAUACUCUGUGAGCGAAAGAAUUUAAAGGGAGCCCCAUUUCCUUUGCUUUCAGGAGUGGAAAACUGUUAACUGAUGAGGGGGGGAAACUGCAUGCUGAGCACAUUCUUCAUCUGAGCGUAGCUCACUCUUGUGUUGGCAACAAAAAGAAAAAAGCUCCAGAGCACGUAAUUUUGGAUAUAGUGUUCAGGGAGCCUGUGAAGAAGGCAGGGGUGUUGUAACCCUGGGGGAGUUCCCAGUCUGUCCCAGCAAGCCACCAGAUGUCACUGGUCCUCCACAGAGGACCUGCCUGCACUAGAGGUUCUACGUAAAGCUGACAGUUCCUAUGCAGAGUGAAAUUGGAGCUGUCUGUUGCUGAGGUAUUUGUUGGUUUGUAGUAAUGAUGAGCUGUGGAGCCCUGUAACUGUUAUUUUUUUAAAAGUUUUGCAGUGUUCAUAUCUGGCAUACAGUUCCCUUACUCUUUGUUACAGGAUUAAAAAUUUAAUUUCUACCUUCUGGCUACAAAUGCAAUUUUUAGUUAUGAGAUUGUACUUGCUAGGAAUUUUGCUGCCAACAUUAAAUAAAUAACUUUUCAGGACUGUGCUGUCAGAUGAGAGCACAGUCCUUUUGGAAAAACAUA